This is a messenger RNA of Carassius carassius (crucian carp), 1122 nucleotides long. Its product is annotated as beta-crystallin A2-like. The record is from RefSeq and is a predicted model, not a curated record. Gene Ontology annotation, molecular function: structural constituent of eye lens. The transcript has 5 exons. Lineage: Eukaryota; Metazoa; Chordata; Actinopteri; Cypriniformes; Cyprinidae. Bases 146 to 739 code for a protein of 197 amino acids. Gene Ontology annotation, biological process: visual perception; lens development in camera-type eye.
ACAUGCUGCUGAGCUGGCAGUCCCUCUGCACAUUCUGCAGUAACUGCAGUGACAGCGGCUAUAUAAACACUCCGUAUUGGACCGACCCCCAAUGUUAAUUACGCCAAAUCUCUCCCACAAACUGCAUUAGCUGGAGAGAGCAGACAUGAAUCAGCGAGAGCAGAUGGAGCAGCGGGGGCAGUGGAGGAUCACAGUGUGGGAAGAGGAAAACUUCCAGGGCAAGCGCUGUGAGUUCAUGCUGGAGUGCCCGAACAUUCUGGACAGGGAUUUCCAAAAGAUUCGUUCUAUCAAAGUGGACAACGGCCCCUGGGUUGGUUAUGAGUACCCCGAGUAUCAGGGUCAGCAGUUCAUCCUGGAGAAGGGAGAUUAUCCCUGCUAUCAGGCCUGGAGCGGAAACAGCAGCUACCGCACUGAGCACCUGCUUUCCUUCAGACCCAUUAAGUGUGCUAAUCACAGUGACAGUAAAAUUACCCUGUAUGAGUGUGAGGACAUGAUGGGACGCAAGUUUGAGAUGUGCGAUGACUACCCCUCUCUUCAAGGCAUGGGCUGGUGCAGUAAGGAGGUUCCUUCUAUCAAAGUCAACUCUGGAGCUUGGGUGGGCUACCAGUUUCCAGGUUACCGUGGAUACCAAUAUAUCUUUGAGAGAGACAGACGUCAAGGAGAAUACAGGAAAUAUUAUGAGUACGGCACCCAGGCCCACAGCAACCAGAUCCAAUCAAUCCGCAGAAUUCAGCACUAAGUCCGCCCCCAGUCUUCUCCUAUUGGCUACUGUGUAUCAAGUGAUAGCAUGUUAUUACAUGAGACAAAGUAGGCAAUAAACGCUUUUUCAAACUCCAGAAAAAAAGAGUGUGCUUGUCGCCAUUCCUUUUUUUAUUUAUUCAACCAGUUCCCAGAAAAUUUAACGUUAGAUCGUUAAAAACUGGAGUGUUAUUAUUUUAUAAGAAAUUGAAAACAGGCCUUUGUACUUACAGGAUAUAGAUUUAAUAUAUUAUUUACAGAGCUUUCAGAUUAGACAUCUUUAGAUUAGGUUUUUAUUUUAUUUAUUUAUUCUUAAUGUCAGACAUAGAAUGUAUAUUGUUCUUGUCGGAUUGUAUUUUAUUUUCAAUAAACAAAAGCACGAGA